Molecule: messenger RNA, 1002 nt
Organism: Nicotiana attenuata
Lineage: Eukaryota; Viridiplantae; Streptophyta; Magnoliopsida; Solanales; Solanaceae
Exons: 4
Coding region: 1-1002 (333 amino acids)
Molecular function (GO): zinc ion binding
Source: RefSeq, a predicted model, not a curated record
AUGAAAGCUGAUCAAAGUCAUGCAACCUCAAAGUUGAUUAGUGGUUACAUUAUUGACAAUCUUCGAGACCCAAGGUUUCUAUAUAUGUUUUAUGCAUAUGGAUCAUCAAUAGCUGGUUGGAAUCAUUGUAGACCAGUGAUUGCUGUAGAUGCAACUUUUUUGAAGUCAAAAUUUCGUGACUGGAAUCAAUCUAUUGCAUAUGGCAUUGCAAAGGUAUAUCCUGAAAGCCACCAUGGGAUUUGUAUCUAUCAUAUGGAGCAUAACCUAAAGCGAAAGAAAGUGAAAAGUGAGGUCAUAAAACUUUUCCAAAGUGUUGCAAGAGUAUACAGGUGCAAAGAAUUUGAUUUAUACAUGUCAGAUAUAGCAAAAGUUGAUAAGAAGACUUUUGACUGCUUGAUGGAAGAACCACCGAAAAGGUGGGCAUGUUCUUGUAGUCCACGACGAAGAUAUGACAUGCUCACAACAAACAUAGUUGAGUCAAUGAAUUCUGUGCUAUUAGAAGCAAGGGAGCUGCCUAUAUUAAGAAUGAUGGAUUUCAUCCAAGUGAAGCUACAACGAUGGUUUUAUGAAAGAAGAAAUAAAGCAGAAGGAACUUAUUAUGACGUUUCUUGUUGGGUAGAAGAGGAAUUGAAUAAAAAGAUAGAUUUAGCUUUUACUUUAAAUGUCUUCCCUGUUGAUUCAUGGCGUUUUAGAGUUGAGGAAGAAGGAAUUACUUUCUUGGUGGACUUAAACAAAAGAACAUGUCAUUGUUAUCAGUUUCAAUUUGAUGAAUUACCAUGUAUACAUGCAAUUGCAGCUAUCGAGAAGAGAAACAUCAAGAAGUUCAAUUUCUGCUCGCACUGGUACUUAAAGGAAUCUUGGUUGAAAACAUAUGAAAGACAAAUACAUCCUGUAGGACAUACUGAUUCUUGGAUUGUACCAGAGAGUGUUAAGUCACAAAUUAUUAAACCUCCAGAUUUCAAAGUGCCACCAGGUAGAAGGCAGAAGAAAGGCAUAUUCUAG